This is a messenger RNA of Homarus americanus (American lobster), 867 nucleotides long. Its product is annotated as gibberellin-regulated protein 14-like. Bases 1 to 867 code for a protein of 288 amino acids. Lineage: Eukaryota; Metazoa; Arthropoda; Malacostraca; Decapoda; Nephropidae. The record is from RefSeq and is a predicted model, not a curated record. The transcript has 3 exons.
AUGCCCUACCAGCCCCUCCAAAGACCCACCAGCCCCUCAAAGAUUUUCUGGCCCCUCAAAGCCCUGCACCAGCCUCAAGGGCCCUACCAGCCCCUCAAAGGCCCUGGCCUCAAAGGCCCUACCCAGCCCCCUCCAAGACCCUGCAGCCUCAAGGAGCCCUACCAGCCCCUCAAAGACCCUGCCAGCCCCUCAAAAAGAGAUCCUGCCAGCCUCUGGAAAUGCCCUACCAACCUCAAGGCCUACCAGCCCCUCCAAAGACCCUACCAGCCCCAGGAAAAUACCCUACCAGCCUCCAAAAGACCUAUCAGCCCUCGAACCCUACCAGCCCCUCAAAAGGCCUACAACCCCUCAAAACCCUGCCAGCCCUCAAAAGACCCUGCCAACCCCUCAAAGACCUACCAGCCCCUCCAAAGACCCUACUCGGCCCCUCAAAGACCCACCAGCCCUCCAAAGACCCUACCAGCCCCUCCAAAGAUCUACCAGCCCCUCCAAGAACCUAUCAGCCCUCCAAAAGACCCUACCAGCCCCUCAAAGACCCUACCAGCCCCUCAAAGAUCCUACCAGCCCCUCAAAGACCCUACCAGCCCCUCAAAGACCCUCCCAACACCUGCAAGUUGCUCGAGGUCCUCCUAUCGCUACACAAGCAAUUCAUUCCCUCAAUUCAGAUACAACACUGUAGGCAGAGGAGCUGAAUAUUGUGGUAUAGAGCCUGAUCAGAAACACGGUACAAAAGUUAAUUCAGCUCCCUUACCAAAGCUCGAGAAAUUCAAUCCACUGGCGGUGAUGCUUCUAGACCACGAACACUGUUUCUCCCGGUACGAAGAGGGUCAAGUGGAAGUGGGUCUCAUAAGCAUGAAGGCGCGUUAA